AUGGCGGCAUCACACAACAGCAGUCCUCCUGCAUCAGUAUACGACAUGAGCGACGACGAAGAGAGCGACUACAACAGCGUGCGCCGUCGGUCGUCGGCCUCGCGCGGCGUCAAGCUGCUCUACGCAAAGAGCAAGGUCUUUGUCCACCCCUCGCCCUCGUCCAAGGACAAUAUCGACGGCUUCAUCGCCCUCUACCAGCAAAAGUCGCCCUCCGCAUCCUCCGCCGCUUCCUCAUCCACCCAAAUCCCCUCAUCCUCGCUGAUCCUGGGCUGGACUCCUCUUGCCUCCCUCCAGAGCCAGGGCCAGCUCGACACCUACUCAAAGGUCGACCUCGACGACAAGGACCAACCUACCCGAAACCUCGUUCCGCCUCCGCCCAUCACUUCUGCCCACUCCGCCUCUCCAGGGCCAUAUCCUUUUGCUGUUCAAGCCAGCGAAAUCUACUCGGUCCAGAUCCGCCCACCCAGCGCCGGCUGGUGGUUUGGCAGCAUCGUCAUCAACACUCGUUCUGGCGACAGCUUCCCCGCUCUCUUCUUCCACGACAGCGAAUGUCAAUCCACAAUAAACCACCGCAAGAAGCUCGCCCGCGAGAACUUUGACCCCUUUGGUGAGAGCGGCAACUUGUUCUGGGGUGGUGACCAAGUCUUGGGAUGGCUGAAGAGGCACCUCAACGUCGAGCGCUCUCCCGAGCCCAACAUCUUCCUCAUUGAGCCUUCCGAUGCUGAUCGAACUGGCUUUGGCACUACCAAGUCUGGAAAGCCAACCCCCGACAAGGUUCAGCAAGCUCUUGAAGGUCCAAAUGCACAACCUCAACAAAAGAAAAAGGAGGAUCCCGUUGCAAAGUUCUUCAAGGAAUCUCGCUGGGCUGUCUUGGAGAAGCUCAGUCAGGUCACCACUUUCACUCGUCGCACUGCCCAGGCUGCUGCUGAUAACCCUAAAUUGCCUCCUCAGCUGCGUCGUAUCAUGCAGAAUCCUCAGGUACAGACCGUCCAAGAAGAGUUUGACAGUGCUCGCCUCUAUCUUGCGAGAUGGGCCAUGACUAUUGCUGAGCAGAGUGAGCGUGACAGGAGCCAACGUAUCUACACAGCCAAGGACCUGCUUGAGAAUGAGGAUACUGAGCUGGGCGAGUUUGAGAUUCUCGAUGUUGACAUGAGAAACCUUGAACUGAACGAGAAGAGAGAUCCUGUUACCAUCAAGGAAUGGAACGCUUUCUUUGAUUCACAUGGAAGACUACAAGUCACACCUGAUGAAGUCAAGGAGCGUGUCUUUCAUGGUGGUCUACAUCCAGAUGAUGGUGUCAGGAAGGAAGCUUGGCUCUUCCUCCUGGGUGUGCACGAUUGGAACAGUACUAGAGAUGAACGCAAGGCCAAUAUGAACAGCCUCAACGACGAGUACAUUCGUCUCAAGGGUGCUUGGUGGGAUCGUAUGAUGGAUGAAGAUGGCACUCUUGAGGAACGUGAAUGGUGGAAAGAGCAAAAGAUGCGCAUAGAAAAAGAUGUGCACCGAACUGAUCGAAACAUCCCUCUCUUCGCUGGCGAAGACAUUCCUCAUCCAGAUCCAACAUCUCCUUUUGCCGAAGUCGGCACAAACGUCCAUCUCGAGCAGAUGAAGGAUAUGCUACUAACCUACAACGAAUACAACAAAGACUUGGGCUAUGUUCAAGGUAUGAGUGAUUUACUCGCUCCCAUCUAUGCAGUCAUGCAAGACGACGCAGUAGCCUUCUGGGGCUUUGUAAACUUUAUGAAUCGCAUGGAACGAAACUUCCUCCGCGACCAAAGCGGCAUGCGUCUCCAACUCACCACCCUCGACCACCUCGUCCAACUCCUCGACCCUAAACUCUACCUCCACCUCCAAUCCGUCGACUCGACAAACUUUUUCUUCUUCUUCCGCAUGCUGCUGGUCUGGUACAAACGCGAAUUCCCCUGGCUAGACGUCCUAAGACUGUGGGAAAGCCUCUGGACCGACUACCUUUCAGCAAACUUCCACCUCUUUAUCGCUGUUGCGAUACUAGAGAAACACAGAGAUGUGAUUAUGCAGCAUUUGAGGGGUUUCGAUGAGGUGCUCAAGUAUGUGAAUGAGUUGAGCAAUACGAUUGAUUUGGCAUCGACGUUGCUUAGGGCAGAAGCACUGUUUAGAAGGUUCCAGAGGACUGUGGAAGCUAUUGACCGGAAAGAUCAUUUCCCUACUCCGACGCUGAGGCAGAGGAAACAACUUGCUGGGGGUGCUUUGGAUCAGGGGGCUGCUGCUGUAGGACAUGAUGGAAAGCAAGCUGCUGCUGCUAGCAGUUCCUCUGAUGCUGCGCAAGGUGCGAGCGGUGCGCAGACCACGACAACGGCACAGAAAGAGAGGAUUGUCAGUCCUGAGCUUAGGGCGCUGCUCAGUAGGGACUUUUCUCGGGUCGAGAAACCUGACAAGUGA
Aureobasidium melanogenum CBS 110374 is the source of this 2418-nucleotide messenger RNA. RefSeq names its product RabGAP/TBC. The record is from RefSeq and is a predicted model, not a curated record. NCBI's taxonomy places the organism in Eukaryota, Fungi, Ascomycota, Dothideomycetes, Dothideales, Saccotheciaceae. Gene Ontology annotation, molecular function: GTPase activator activity. Gene Ontology annotation, biological process: activation of GTPase activity. The transcript has 3 exons. The coding region runs from base 1 to 2418 and encodes 805 amino acids.